GUCCUGGCGGAGGGCAUUGCGUAAAGAGCACGUCACAGGGUCACGUUAGAACAGCUUCCGGUGUAGCAGGGUCAGGCAGCAGGCAGCGGUAGAGCUGGUGAAGACUUCAACAUGCUGUUACGGAGUUUAUUGAACAUCGGGGGUCUAACUCUGAAACACAGCAGAGCCGUCCAUCACAGUCCAGUAUGGAGGAGUCCUCUCAUACCUAUAGUUGUGGAGCAGACGGGGAGAGGAGAACGGGCGUACGACAUCUACUCUCGUCUCCUAAGAGAAAGAAUCAUCUGUGUGAUGGGUCCUAUUGAUGACAACGUAGCCAGUCUGGUGAUAGCCCAGCUGCUCUUCCUACAGUCAGAGAGCAACAACAAGCCCAUCCACAUGUACAUCAACAGUCCUGGCGGCGUGGUGACGGCAGGCCUGGCCAUCUAUGACACUAUGCAGUAUAUCCUUAAUCCAAUCUCCACCUGGUGUGUUGGCCAGGCAGCCAGCAUGGGCAGCUUGCUCCUGGCAGCAGGUACCUCUGGCAUGAGGCAUUCACUGCCCAACGCACGCAUCAUGGUGCACCAGCCUUCAGGGGGUGCCAGGGGCCAGGCCACAGACAUCGCCAUCCAGGCGGAGGAAAUUCUGAAGCUAAAGAGGCAGAUCAACCACAUCUAUGCCAAGCACACAGGACAGCCUCUGGAGACCAUAGAGGGUGUGAUGGAAAGAGAUCGCUACAUGAGUCCCAUGGAGGCUCAGGACUUUGGCAUCAUUGACCGGGUCCUGGUCCAUCCACCCCAGGCAGGCCAGGAUGAGCCAGAGUUGGUCCAGAAAGAACCAGCAGCAGCAGCAGCAGCAAAUCCCGCCCCACAGACAGAGUCUGGAGCCCCGGAUCAGGUCUCCAACGGCACUAAUGCCCCCUCCUCAUACAAACCAGAACCUUGAACUCUGCACCAGCCUGAUCUGCCAUGUGACGGCUGCUCCGUAGGAUUCGGUGCCUGGCGGCUUCUGAGAGCAAAGCCCAGCUUCUCGUCUUUUCUUUACUAGGUCUCUGUUCUCCACAAUCAGCAGCCUAAACACAACGUGUGGGCAGAGUAGCUCAGGCACAUACUGUUACAGAAGCAGAAUUUCAUUCCUUCAGUGCACACAAUAAGUCCUGGAGAAUCCUGGCUGACUGUUGGCCCCAGCAGUCACCUUUAUCCUCCUCACAGUCUGGUCAUCAGCACUGGCCGCAUCAUGAUGUUUUUGAAAGGGAAGAAAACGGAGCUCCCUGAAGUUUAUGUAAUGUUCACAUAGACCGCUGCCGAAAAGACCUUCAGGAGGGGAGUUCUUUCUUAUGCAGAUUUCUAAUAAAGACAAUUAGUUUGAC
Fundulus heteroclitus (mummichog) is the source of this 1345-nucleotide messenger RNA. RefSeq names its product ATP-dependent Clp protease proteolytic subunit, mitochondrial-like. Gene Ontology annotation, molecular function: ATPase binding; ATP-dependent peptidase activity; serine-type endopeptidase activity. The transcript has 7 exons. The record is from RefSeq and is a predicted model, not a curated record. Lineage: Eukaryota; Metazoa; Chordata; Actinopteri; Cyprinodontiformes; Fundulidae. Gene Ontology annotation, cellular component: endopeptidase Clp complex. The coding region runs from base 112 to 921 and encodes 269 amino acids. Gene Ontology annotation, biological process: protein quality control for misfolded or incompletely synthesized proteins.